Messenger RNA from Neoarthrinium moseri, 1098 nucleotides. RefSeq lists its product as uncharacterized. The transcript has a single exon. The record is from RefSeq and is a predicted model, not a curated record. Lineage: Eukaryota; Fungi; Ascomycota; Sordariomycetes; Amphisphaeriales; Apiosporaceae. Bases 1 to 1098 code for a protein of 365 amino acids. Gene Ontology annotation, molecular function: glycosyltransferase activity.
AUGGAUGGCUCUACCCGACGUGCAUACGCCACACUUAUCACGCGAAGCAGUUAUCUUGCAGGUGUGGUAGUCUUGGCUCACACGCUUCGGAAGCAUGGAAGCAGGUACCCUUUGGUUGUUCUUUGGACAGCUUCUCUCUCGAAUAAUGCCUUUCGUGCGCUUGAAUACGAGGCUCUUCACGGCAAUCUUACUCUGCGACAAUGCGAGAUUCUUCUGCCACCAAAAGGGAGAAGGACUAGCCUCAUUGCGGAACGAUUUGAAGACACCUGGACAAAGCUAAGAGUGUUCGAGCUUGUUGAGUAUGAUGUCGUCUGCUACCUCGAUGCAGAUAUGACUGUCUUCGGAGAUGUCGACUCCAUCUUUGAGAAGAUGGGGGAGAUGCCAAGGGGAUGGUUAGCUGCGAAUCACUCCUGUGUCUGCAACCGGGACGGGGACCCAUGGGCACCAGACGACUGGCGAACAGAGAACUGCGCUUACACGCCCAUUGUUCACCCAGUAGCACUCAGCCAUCCUACCCAGCCGUCCCCUGAUGGACCCAGAACACACAGAUGGCUCAACGGUGGGAUGUUCGUAUUUCGACCGUCCCAGGAGCUUUGGGACGAUAUGCUCUCGCUUUUCAACACAACACCCCUGCUAUCCACCUUUAAGUUCCCUGAUCAAGAUUUUCUGGCGCACUACUUUGAUUCCAAAUGGAAGGCUCUUGGAUGGCAGUAUAAUGCAUUAAAAACUAUGAGAUACUGGCACGAGAAUAUAUGGCGGGAUGAAGAGGUCAUUUGCCUGCACUACAUUGUGGACAAGCCAUGGACCAGGCGCAUAGGGCCAGACGGGAACGCAGGCUACAAGGAACGAGAUGGUGUGACUCAUCAAUGGUGGUGGCAAGCCUAUGGUGACUGGGAACAGAGCAGGCUACUUCUGGGUGGCCCAGGAGACGAAGUUGUAGCGUUGGUGAGAAAGGGCGUCGCGCCACCAGCAGGAGUGUUGCAAAUUGACUGGACCACGGCAGAGGGUGAAGACCCAGACAUGAAGGCCAUUGGCAGUGCAGUACAGGGUUUUGCCGGGAACAAGCUCCCUCACGAGGCCGGCGGAAACAUUCGGUGA